Cololabis saira (Pacific saury) is the source of this 1269-nucleotide messenger RNA. RefSeq names its product proteasome 20S subunit alpha 8 (gene psma8). Bases 87 to 842 code for a protein of 251 amino acids. The transcript has 7 exons. Gene Ontology annotation, biological process: ubiquitin-dependent protein catabolic process. Gene Ontology annotation, cellular component: nucleus; proteasome core complex, alpha-subunit complex; proteasome core complex. Lineage: Eukaryota; Metazoa; Chordata; Actinopteri; Beloniformes; Belonidae. The record is from RefSeq and is a predicted model, not a curated record.
CAUGCGCGGUUGUGUUGCUAACUAGCUGAAUCACUUUGUAGCGGUUUCUGAGUUUCCCUGCGAUUUUUACUUGAUUUUGCAGCACAAUGGCGGCAAGAUAUGACAGAGCUAUUACUGUAUUUUCUCCCGACGGCCAUCUCUUUCAAGUGGAGUAUGCACAAGAAGCUGUAAAGAAGGGUUCCACAGCGGUGGGAAUCAGGGGGAAAGACAUUGUUGUCCUUGGUGUGGAAAAGAAAUCGGUUGCAAAGUUGCAGGAGGAAAGGACUGUCCGCAAGAUCUGUGCACUGGAUGAGCAUGUCUGCAUGGCAUUUGCAGGUCUUACAGCAGACGCCCGCAUUGUGAUAAACAGAGCUCGGGUUGAGUGCCAGAGUCACAGACUAACGGUGGAGGACCCAGUCACAGUGGAGUACAUCACGCGGUACAUAGCAACAUUGAAACAGCGCUAUACUCAAAGCAAUGGACGCAGGCCAUUCGGAAUCUCUGCGUUAAUUGUGGGCUUCGACUACGAUGGAACCCCCAGACUGUAUCAGACUGACCCAUCGGGGACCUACCAUGCUUGGAAGGCAAAUGCUAUUGGUCGUAGCGCAAAAACCGUGAGAGAGUUCUUGGAGAAGAAUUACACAGAGGAAGCCAUUGCCGGGGACAAUGAGGCUAUCAAGCUAGCUAUCAAAGCUUUGCUUGAGGUUGUCCAAUCAGGAGGAAAAAACAUUGAGCUUGCUGUCAUCAGACGGAAUCAGCCGCUGAAGAUUUUGGAAUCCAAGGAAAUUGAGACUCUGGUGGCUGAGAUCGAGAAGGAAAAAGAAGAAGAGGCCGAGAAGAAGAAGCAGAAAAAAUCCACUUGAAGCAGUUGGCAAAAUCUCCGCCUUGUUGCACUUGGAUGGCAGUAGUGUAUUUGGGUUCCACUGAUCAUAAUUUGAGAGAUGCUGAAUUGUUUGUACAAGUAUUUGAGUCAUGCUCUAUCAGCUGCAAAGAAUAGCAAGUUCUUAUACUUCAUACUGUUUAAGUUUGGGGAUACCCAGUCAUUAAGAGUGAAUGGGUAAGUGUGUCCAACCCCCCCCUCCCACCUUUUUUUUCUUUUUUUUUAGUGUGAACAGCUGCAGAUCUCAGUGAAUGAUUUGGACCUUUUACCAUACUUGCAAUAGUUUUCUUUUCUUUUUUAUCAUUCACCAAAUUGCUCUACUGUUGCUCAACCUCAUCUGUUGAAAUAAACUGUAUGACAUUCAUAACCACAGUAAAACAAAAUUCUCAAUAAAAGUGGAUUUGUUUGUA